Fusarium oxysporum Fo47 is the source of this 4929-nucleotide messenger RNA. RefSeq names its product pentafunctional protein ARO1p. The coding region runs from base 89 to 4810 and encodes 1573 amino acids. The transcript has 2 exons. Gene Ontology annotation, molecular function: 3-phosphoshikimate 1-carboxyvinyltransferase activity; shikimate kinase activity; 3-dehydroquinate synthase activity. NCBI's taxonomy places the organism in Eukaryota, Fungi, Ascomycota, Sordariomycetes, Hypocreales, Nectriaceae. The record is from RefSeq and is a predicted model, not a curated record. Gene Ontology annotation, cellular component: cytoplasm. Gene Ontology annotation, biological process: chorismate biosynthetic process; aromatic amino acid biosynthetic process.
CAACGAACAACUUCCAACCUCAACUCAAUAGAAUCCUCGCGACCAAGAAGCAAGCGAAUCUUGGAUCAUCUUGAGGCCUGCUGUGACCAUGGCUCAAGCCGAGAGACAAGAUCCGACUCGGAUCUUAAUUCUAGGCGAGCCCAAUAUCAUCGUCGAUCACGGCCUGUGGCUUAACUUUGUUGUUGAUGACCUCCUCCAGAACACGCCUACGUCGACCUACGUCCUCAUCACAGAUACCAAUCUUUUCGACACAUAUGUGCCUGCCUUCCAAGCUCGUUUCGAGGCCGCUUCCCAGGCAACAGCCACUCGGCUGCUCACGUACACCAUCCCACCAGGAGAGGCUUCCAAGAGCCGUGAGACAAAGGCCGAGAUAGAGGAUUGGAUGCUCUCCCAGCAAUGCACCCGCGACACGGUCAUUAUAGCUCUUGGUGGAGGUGUUAUGGGAGAUAUGAUCGGCUAUGUUGCAGCUACCUUCAUGCGUGGUGUCCGCUUCGUCCAAGUUCCCACGACAUUGCUCGCCAUGGUUGACUCAUCGAUUGGUGGAAAGACUGCCAUUGAUACUCCAAUGGGCAAAAACCUUGUCGGCGCUUUCUGGCAGCCGAAGCGUAUCUAUAUUGACUUGACGUUCCUCGAGACGUUGCCCGCCCGCGAGUUCAUCAAUGGUAUGGCUGAGGUUGUCAAAACCGCCGCUAUUUGGAAUGAGACUGAGUUUACUGUUCUGGAGGAAUCAGCAGCUCGCAUCCUUGAAUGCGUUCGAUCCAAGGGCGAAAGCCGCCUGGACCCCAUCCGAGAUGUGCUGAAGCGCAUCGUUAUCGGCUCAGCGGGCGUCAAAGCAGAGGUUGUGUCUAGUGAUGAACGAGAGGGUGGUCUCCGUAAUCUUCUCAACUUCGGUCACUCCAUUGGCCACGCAUUCGAGGCUAUCUUGACGCCACAACUUCUCCACGGCGAGGCCGUUGCCAUCGGCAUGGUCAAGGAAGCAGAGCUCGCACGUCACCUUGGUGUUUUGCGUCCCGGUGCAGUUGCCAGGCUAGUCAAGUGCAUCGCCAGUUACGAUCUUCCAACCUCACUCCGUGACAAGCGUAUCAUCAAGCUGACAGCUGGUAAGAAGUGUCCUGUGGAUGUUCUUCUUGAAAAGAUGGGUGUAGAUAAAAAGAACGAUGGAAAGAAGAAGAAGAUUGUUCUGCUCUCGGCCAUUGGCAAGUGUCACGAGCCACGCGCCAGCGUCGUGGAAGACAAGGUAAUCCGGACCAUCUUGUCAUCAUCCAUUCGAGUCACCCCUGGUGUUCCUAAAGAUCUAAACGUCACAGUGGCUCCGCCAGGCUCAAAGAGCAUCUCCAACCGAGCUCUCAUCCUAGCCGCCCUCGGUUCAGGAACUUGCCGCAUCAAGAACCUCCUCCAUUCUGAUGAUACCGAGUACAUGCUUUCGGCCAUCCAUCAGCUCGGGGGCGCAUCUUACUCCUGGCAAGAAGCUGGAGAGGUCCUGGUCGUUGAAGGCAAGGGUGGCAAUCUGCGAGCAAGCAAAGACCCUCUUUAUUUGGGGAAUGCCGGCACAGCAUCCCGCUUCCUGACUACCGUUGUCGCCCUUGCCUCCCCUAGCCAGGAAUCUCGUGUCAACGUUCUGACCGGCAAUGCAAGAAUGCAGGUUCGUCCGAUCGGCGCACUGGUUGAUGCCUUACGCUCCAACGGUGUCGAAAUCGAGUAUCUUGGUAAAGAGAACAGUCUACCCUUGCGAAUUGAUGCCGCUGGUGGAUUCAGGGGGGGGGACAUCGAGCUUGCCGCGACCAUUUCAUCACAAUACGUUUCAUCAAUUCUCAUGGCCGCUCCUUACGCCAAGAACCCUGUAACACUGCGUCUGGUUGGAGGCAAGCCUAUCUCCCAGCCCUACAUCGAUAUGACUAUUACUAUGAUGGCCUCCUUCGGUAUCAACGUGGAGGUUUCUUCGGAUGAGCCCAACACCUAUCAUAUCCCUCAGGGUACUUAUAAGAAUCCUCAGGAGUACACCAUUGAGAGUGACGCGAGUUCUGCGACUUACCCGCUUGCAGUUGCCGCCAUCACUGGCACCAAGUGUACAAUUCCCAAUAUUGGCUCAGAGUCCCUGCAGGGGGAUGCCCGCUUCGCUGUUGAUGUCCUGAAGCCUAUGGGCUGUUAUGUUGAGCAGUCUGACCACUCCACAACUGUCACUGGUCCUGCCCCUGGUCAACUCAAGGGCCUUGCUCACGUUGAUAUGGAGCCCAUGACAGACGCAUUCCUCACGGCGUCAGUCCUGGCCGCUGUCGCUUCGGGGACAACUCGAAUCACGGGCAUUGCUAAUCAACGCGUCAAAGAGUGUAACCGGAUUGCUGCUAUGAAGGACCAGCUUGCAAAGUUUGGCGUGCAAUGUAAUGAGCUUGAGGAUGGCAUUGAGGUGCUCGGCAAGGGCCAAGGUGGCAGUGUAGUGACGCCAAAGGUUGGUAUUCAUUGCUAUGAUGACCAUCGUGUUGCGAUGAGCUUUAGUGUCCUUGCGGUUGCCUCGCCUGGCCCUGUAGUCAUCACGGAGAGGGAAUGCGUUGGCAAGACCUGGCCAGGGUGGUGGGACAUUCUCUCCCAAGCUUUCAAGGUCGACCUGGUCGGUGAAGAGCCAGAUGUUGAUGACGAUGACCACGAGAGUCAAGAGGCAGUUUUGGAACGCUCAGUCUUCAUCAUCGGAAUGCGAGGCGCCGGUAAGACUACCGCUGGUAACUGGAUGGCCAAGCUUCUGGGUUGGAAAUUCAUCGACUUGGAUCAGGAGCUGGAGAGGCGUGCUGGGCGGACGAUUCCCGAAAUGAUCAGGGGUGACCGUGGGUGGGAGGGUUUCCGUGCGGACGAGCUGGCACUUCUGCAGGAUGUCAUGGAGAACAACAAGACUGGCCAUAUCUUCUCUUGUGGUGGCGGUCUGGUCGAGACUCCGGAGGCCAGAGAGAUGCUCAAGAGCUACGGCAAAAGCGGUGGCAACGUCUUGUUAGUCCACCGCGACACCGACCAAGUGGUUGAAUAUCUCAACCGUGAUAAAACCCGGCCGGCCUACACCAGUGAGAUUCGGCAGGUCUAUUUGCGCCGCAAGGACUUCUACAACGAGUGCAGCACACAUAUUUACUACAGUCCGCACUCCGAAUCGUCUGGCUCCAAGGCGGAGAUUCCCUCCGACUUCCAACAAUUCGUGCAUUCUAUUGCGGGCAGAAACUCUCAUUUCAAGGACGUUUUGAACAAAGACUAUAGUUUCUUUGUGUCUCUGACUGUGCCUGACGUAGACGAGGCUGUUGCCCUAGUGCCAGAGGUUGUGGUUGGCUCUGACGCAGUCGAGCUAAGGGUUGAUCUGCUCCAGGAUCGUUCCAUUGACUCUGUUACUCGUCAGAUCUCGACUCUUCGCGCCUCAGCGAAGAAACCUAUCGUUUUCACGUUGAGGACCGAGUCUCAGGGUGGUAAAUUCCCUGACAGUGCCUACGAGGAAGGUCUCCAACUCUACCGCCUGGCUUUGCAGAUGGGUCUGGAGUACGUCGAUGUUGAAAUGACGCUUCCCGACGACAUCAUCCAGUCUAUAACAGAAUCUCGCGGGUAUUCACGCAUAAUCGCCUCUCACCAUGACCCGAAGGGUACUAUGUCUUGGAAGAAUGCGUCGUGGAUUCAGUACUACAACCGGGCUCUCCAGUACGGCGAUGUCAUCAAGUUGGUUGGUAUUGCUCGCACUCCCGAGGACAACUUCGACCUUGCCAAAUUCAAAGCUCGGAUGCAGGAAGCGCAGAAGACACCCAUGAUUGUCAUGAACAUGGGCAAAGCUGGCAAGUUGAGUCGUGUACUGAACCGGUUCUUGACGCCCGUGUCUCAUCCGGCCCUACCCUUCAAGGCCGCACCAGGCCAGAUGUCCGCGGCUGAGAUACGCCGUGCUCUGGCAUUACUCGGCGACCUGGACCCAUACAAUUUCUAUCUGUUUGGAAAGCCCAUCUCAGCAUCGCGCUCGCCUGCUCUUCACAACACCUUGUUCGAGCAGAUGGGUCUACCUCAUCAGUACCAUCGUCUUGAGACGGACAAAAUCGAGGACGUACGUGAAGUGCUGAGGUCUUCUGAUUUUGGAGGCGCCUCGGUCACCAUACCUCUUAAGUUGGACAUCAUGAGUCAGGUUGACGAGCUCUCUGAUGCAGCUCGGGCCAUCGGAGCUGUCAACACCGUUGUUCCCUUAGGUAAAGCUGACACCAAUGGCCAUCGACGACUUUUGGGAGACAACACAGACUGGAGAGGCAUGGUACACGCUCUUCAUGACGCCGGUAUCGAGGAACAGGCAGACUCGGAUACAAGGGGGGCAGCCAUGGUCGUGGGCUCUGGCGGAACUACCCGAGCUGCCGUCUUUGCACUGCACUCUCUGGGGUUCAGCCCGAUUUACAUUGCCGCUCGUAACCAGGCCAAGGCAGACGCACUUGCAGCCGACUUCCCCAGUGAUUACAGUCUACAAGGCCUGAGCCAGGCUUCAGACAUAGACAAGGUCUCGCCGAACGUCAAGGUCGUCAUCAGUACUAUUCCCGCUGAUCGGCCUAUCGACCCAAUUCUGCGGGAGCUCGUAGCUGUCGUGCUCAGUCGGCCAGCUAUUAACGAAGAGCGCCGAGUCCUCCUCGAGAUGGCAUACAAACCCAGCCAUACCCCGAUAAUGCAGUUGGCAGAGGAUGCCGGUAACUGGACCACAAUUCCAGGGCUAGAGGUUCUUGCCUCUCAGGGGUGGUAUCAGUUUGAGCUCUGGACGGGAAUUACACCCCUUUACAAGGACGCCCGCGCAGCCGUUCUGGCCUGUGAUGGAAGGCCUUGACUCGAAUAAAACAACGGCGACGUAAUUUGGCACAAAUUGUGGGCUCCUGCGAUGCCAGCCACUUUGUUUCUGCUUGCUGGGGCGCUCAGAUAUAAGGUGCAAGAAGACUAUGGCGUUGG